ACGUCUCUCACCCAGUCGCUGUGCAUCGAGAGCGGCGGGAAGCAAUCCAUCUUCCAGUGCCCAUCCGCGAAUUUCCACACCUUGACGGUGUUGUCACAUCCCCCGGAGACGAGCUUCUGGAUCAAGCCCGCGCGGCCAUCGCCCAGGAGAGAUCCGGGCGACGCCGAGGGAGCCCAGGACACCGAGGUGACGCCCACCGGAUGGGCUUGCUGGAUCUUCACCCUGUCCCAGGAUCCAUCCGGCUUGUUCGUGAGCACCGAGAUCGUUCCAUCCGAGGAGCCGCAAGCCAAGCAGAGGCCGAAUUCGUGGGGCGCCCAGGCGAUGCUAUUCACCGACGCUUCGUGCUCCUUGAAGACGUGUGCCUGGAUCCACUGGUUCUCGGCGCCCUCUUUCCAGAUGAUCACCUUGGCAUCGUAGGAGCACGAGGCGAGGAUGGAUCCAAACUUUGGAUGGCCCCAGCAGAUCUGCCACACCGGGCCGUCGUGCCCGCUCAGCGUCGCCAGCAAGUGCUCACCUUGGGAUCCCUGCGGCACGGAGAAAACCCUGACGGAUCGAUCCGAUGAGCACGUCGCCAGGCGCUUGCCGUAGUAAUCCAUCUGCGCGUCGUGGACAAUGUCGGUGUGGCCAGAUUCGAUGCUGUGGGACGACGGCAACUUGUCUCCCGAAGGGACUGGGGACGCAUUCACUGCCGCCAUCGCUGCCGCCAUAGCCCCAACUCCCGAGCUCGAAACCCUAGCUCGAGCGUGCCACUUUGACGGAAUAUGCCUAAGAGCAUAUGCCGCUAGUGUGUUCUCUCGUCGCUACAGCCAAAAUGGAAGACGAGCUGAUAAUCAGGGUUUGUUCUCUCGCCAGAAAUUUGGCUCGUCCCGAGGGAUUCUAGGUGCGUCUAGAGAGGAAUGCGAGGCUGGAGAGAUGUUUUCAUCGAUGUCGGCCCCGCAUUCUCCCGCAGUAAGCAGCUUCGGUGGUUCUUGGGCAAGAAAUUCCAGAUGCUCGAGUCUGGAGCGUCCGGUUUUGUGGAUUUCGAGGUCAAGGCCGCUCAACCGCAGUGUAAGGGCGACGCUCACGGAUGAUUCUUCCUCCUCGAACAACGGGUUUUGCAUCAUCGAGAGCCGAGACACCGUCGUCGAUCUCGCGAAAAUGCAGUUCGAGGAGCUCAGGGACAACGUGAAAAGCCGCCGCAACAAAAUCUUCUUGCUCAUGGAGGAGGUUAGAAGACUGAGGAUCCAGCAGCGAUUGAAAGGCGCCGAGCUAGGCCUGGAAGAGGAGGACGAGGAGAACGAUCUGCCAGAGUAUUCAUCGUUGUUUCCAUUUCUUCCACCUUUGACAUACACGACGUUGAAGUUAUACUAUGCAACUUGCUUUGCCUUUUGCGGUGGAGUCAUCCUUUUCGGUGGCCUUCUAGCUCCUGUUCUGGAGCUCCGACUUGGGAUUGGAUUUACCACCUAUACCGAUUUCAUUCACAAGAUGCAUUUACCCGAGCAGCUAAGUCAGGUCGAUCCAAUCGUUGCUUCGUUUUCGGGUGGGGCUGUCGGAGUCAUAUCGUCUCUGAUGGUGGUGGAAGCUAAUAACAUCCGGCAGCAGGAUAAGCAGAGGUGCAAGUAUUGUCAUGGAACUGGCUAUCUGUCGUGCGCUCUAUGCUCAGCCGCUGGAGAUGUAGCGAGUUCGAAAUCCAUGGAACGUAAGAGAUGUCCAAACUGCUUUGGCGUGACGAAGGUGAUGUGUCCUACUUGUUUAUGCACAGGAAUGGCACUUGCUACUGAACACGACCGUCGAAUCGAUCCUUUCGACUGAUGAGUGAGAAGCGGUGGCAAGUCCAAGGAUCUGACGACGAGGCAAGGAAGAAGUUCCUGUCAAGCAGAGAAGUUGCCUAUUAGAAGAGAGAUCUCAGGAGAUGGGUGAUGGAGAAAGCCGACUUAGCAGCGGGGGAGACGAGGAGAAUGAGCGUGAUGGGCUUGUCUCGGUUCAUAGCCGGCACAGCCACGCCGAGGAUAUGGAUGGAGGAAGCCUUUUCGCGACGCGUUGGAGGACGAUGGAAGCUUUGCUCUUGCGUCCGAGCUUGUCCUGCGAGCUCGACUCUUUCAAUAACCCAUGCACGUACUAUUGUGAUUGAGGCAAAGCCUUCGAUUAAACAACACAUAAGCAGCUAAAAGAUUCAUCACUCCUUC
This is a messenger RNA of Selaginella moellendorffii, 2165 nucleotides long. Its product is annotated as protein ORANGE, chloroplastic. The transcript is spliced from 8 exons. Lineage: Eukaryota; Viridiplantae; Streptophyta; Lycopodiopsida; Selaginellales; Selaginellaceae. The record is from RefSeq and is a predicted model, not a curated record. The coding region runs from base 613 to 1791 and encodes 392 amino acids.